GCAUUCUCUCUAUCAUCUACACAAGGACAAGAACAGAAAAUGGAAUCACCUACUUCACUCACUCUUCUCAUUCACACGUUAACCAUCUCUGUGUCACAGUGAAGAGAGAAACAGCGAAAAAUGCUUCGGUUAACAUCACCAUUUUCUCUUUCUUUCUCUUCAAUUUCCAACCCCAAUCUCCCUUCAUCCUUCCCUCGCCCUUCACUUUACCUUCCUAAUUCUACUUCCCAAACAUCUUCACUUCGCAUCAACACCCUGCCGCCUCUUUCUUCCUCAAUUUCAUCCUCCGUCAACCAAACCACUCCCAUUUCCCAGAUGGAAGAUAGUUUGUUGCUGUACUCAAGAGCUUAUUGGGUUAGUGAAUCUGUUAUUGCUUGGAACAUUGAUGUUCAAAACGGGGUUUGUUACUUGCUUUCCAGUAAAAAUGCUUCAUUGAGCAUUUCAAAUUCUCAAAUUCAAGGUGAGGAUUUGAAAAUUAAGCUUCAAGAGGAUAAGGCUGGCCUUUCUGCAAAUGUGGUAGAGAAGUUUCCACAUAUUCGAGGUUACAGAACUUUCAAUUUGCCAUCUGGUUUGGAUGUUAAAUCGCUUCUUAAAUCCCAGUUGGCGGUUGCUAUUUAUGAUUCUGAUGAGAAAUGCAGGAAUUGUACUGGUUUACAAUUACCUGGUGUUUUAGAUGAGCUAUUCUCAUAUAAUGGCCCCCUUGGUGCACUUUUCUCAGAGGAAGCCGUGUCACUAUACUUGUGGGCACCUACUGCUCAAUCGGUGUGUGCUUACAUCUAUAAGCACCCAUCAGGAGAUGAUCCCAUAGAAAUUGUUCCCCUUGAGGAGGAACAUGGUGUUUGGAGAACUAAAGGGCCAACGAGUUGGGAGGGUUGUUACUAUGUUUAUGAAGUAUGUGUAUACCACCCUAGCACUUCACGGGUUGAAAAAUGCUAUGCAAAUGAUCCAUAUGCCAGAGGACUUUCAUCAGAUGGCAGGAGGACUUUUCUGCUUAAUCUUGACUCAGAUGAGUUAAAACCUGAUGGAUGGGAUAAUCUGGCAAAUGAGAAACCCAUUUUACAUUCUUUCUCUGAUAUAAGCAUAUAUGAACUGCAUAUUAGGGAUUUCAGUGCCAAUGACCUCUCUGUGCUACCUGAAUUUCGUGGAGGUUAUCUGGCCUUUACUUUGCCGGAUUCAACAGGUGUACUUCAUCUAAAGAAAUUAUCUAGUGCUGGUAUCACCCAUGUCCAUCUAUUGCCAACAUUUCAUUUUGCUGGGGUUGAUGAUCAAAAGGAGAACUGGAGAAAUGUUGAUACGUCGAUUUUGGAAAGCUUCCCACCUGAUUCAGAUCAGCAACAAGCACUUAUUACAGCUGUUCAAAAUUUUGAUGGAUAUAAUUGGGGGUACAACCCUGUUCUUUGGGGUGUCCCUAAAGGAAGCUAUGCAAGUAUUCCAAAUGGUCCAAACCGUACAAUUGAGUUCCGUAAGAUGGUUCAGGCUCUUAAUCAUAUCGGCCUUCGCGUUGUAUUGGAUACUGUCUACAACCAUUUGCAAGGAAAUGGGCCCUUUGAUGAACAUUCUGUCCUUGAUAAGAUUGUUCCAGGUUAUUAUCUAAGAAGGAACACUGAUGGUUUCAUUGAGAACAGUACUUGUAUGAAUAAUACUGCGAGUGAGCACUUUAUGGUUGAGCGUUUGAUCCUCGACGAUCUUGUACACUGGGCAGUCAAUUACAAGAUUGAUGGGUUCAGAUUUGACCUUAUGGGUCAUAUAAUGAAGAGCACUAUGCUGAACGCGAAAAAUGCUCUCCAUCGUUUAGCAAAAGAAAAAGACGGAGUUGAUGGUUCUAACAUCUACAUAUAUGGUGAAGGAUGGGAUUUUGGCGAAGUUGCAAAAAAUGGGCGUGGGAUAAAUGCUUCUCAAUUCAAUCUUUCUGGAACACAAAUUGGGAGCUUUAAUGAUCGAAUUCGUGAUUCCAUGCUUGGUGGAUCUCCAUUUGGCAACAUUCUUCAACAAGGUUUUGUGACUGGCCUACUUUUGCAGCCUAAUGGCCAUGAUCACGGAACAGAAGCUAAUAUGAAAUCCAUGCUUGCUGCAUCAAUGGAUCAGAUCCAGAUUGGAAUGGCUGGAAACUUGCAAGAGUUUGUGCUAACCAACUCCAAAGGAGAAGAGGUGAAAGGGUCAGAAGUAUUAACAUAUGGUGGGACACCCGUUGCUUUUGCCUCAUCCCCCAUAGAGACGGUCAAUUAUGUUUCUGCUCAUGAUAAUGAAACCCUCUUUGACAUUGUGAGCAUAAAGACUCCGAUGGAUAUCGGUGUAGCUGAGAGAUGCAGGAUAAACUAUUUGGCAACAAGUGUUAUAGCAUUAUCACAGGGCAUACCGUUUUUUCACUCUGGUGAUGAGAUACUCCGCUCAAAGUCACUGGAUCGAGAUUCAUACAAUUCUGGUGAUUGGUUCAACAGGCUUGAUUUCACAUACAAUUCCAAUAACUGGGGCGUUGGUCUUCCUCCACGGGAGAAAAACGAAAAAAGCUGGUCAUUAAUCCAACCAAGACUGGCAGACCCAUCCUUCAGGCCUCAAAGGAUAGACAUCCUCGCUACCAUGGACAAUUUCUUAAACCUAUUGCGUAUAAGGUAUUCUUCACCACUUUUCCGCCUGAGGACAGCAAAUGCUAUACAGCAACGGGUACGCUUUCACAACACUGGACCAUCAUUGGCUUAUGGAGUCAUAGUGAUGAGCAUUGAAGAUGGCCAUGAUGGUUUUCCUGGGCUGUCUCAGCUGGAUCCCACAUAUUCAUUCAUUGUUGUCAUUGUCAACGCGAGUCCACAAGAAGUAUCAUUUGUUAGCCCUUCCAUGCAAUCAAGAAGUCUUCAGUUGCACCCCAUUCAGGAAAUGUCAUCUGAUGACCUUGUCAAGAGCUCAAAAUAUGAAGCUGCUUCUGGCUGCUUUUCUGUGCCUCGAAGGACGACAGCUGUAUUCGUGGAGCCAAGGAAAAUCUGAUGUGAGUGCUUCUUUCGGAUGUGGACGUUAAGCCAAUUAUGUAAUAAUUGAGGACUAUACUACCAUACUAGUGAUUAUGAUGCCGGUUUUGGUUCAUCAGGAUAGUUCUUUUGCAACCUUCACAAGGUACAGAUGGAACUACAAAUAAGAAAAAUAAGAAAAUUGUCUUUUCAAAAUUCGGACAUAUGUUUGCUUUAAAAGGUUUCACAGUUAUGCACUACUUGUGGCAUAAUUUCACACAGAUUUUUCAUAAUUCUUUCUUCUAGUACAAGUACAAAUAAGCUACCGGAUUUGAGUCUAACGUAUAGACUAGAUUUCUACUAUAUGGGGAACCCGGUUCAAAUUUCGAUUGGAAGAAGCACCACUUUUAUUGUCUGACAUACUUCAAAUAGGAUGAUUAUGGUCUUCAUUGCUUCGGGUAAAUUCGAACCAAAUCGGAAUUCGAACCAAAUUAUAGACUUAUAGUGUUUGGGUUAGAUAUUUUUUCAAUUCGGGUAAGAAUCGAACCAAACCAAUGAAAUUCAAUGUCAAUUGGUUCGGGCAUCAGAUUUUUAAUUUUCUACCUUAAACUCAAUCCAAACCAACCAUAAUUAAUUAUGGUGAAAAUUAUUACAAAACAUUCAACUUCAAUAAGAAAAAAGUGAAAUCUCGUAUAUGGACUAGUUAUGUUAUUUUAA
This is a messenger RNA of Vicia villosa (hairy vetch), 3653 nucleotides long. Its product is annotated as pullulanase 1, chloroplastic-like. The record is from RefSeq and is a predicted model, not a curated record. Gene Ontology annotation, biological process: carbohydrate metabolic process. NCBI's taxonomy places the organism in Eukaryota, Viridiplantae, Streptophyta, Magnoliopsida, Fabales, Fabaceae. Gene Ontology annotation, molecular function: pullulanase activity. The coding region runs from base 121 to 2976 and encodes 951 amino acids. The transcript has 28 exons.